GCGUUCAUCCCUCUCUCGGAGGCGGCCGCGCGGGGAAGGCGAGCGCUGCGGGGGCCAGGGCGGGUAGCGGCCGCGGCUGGUCGAGAAGCGAGUCGGCGAGAAGGGAUGGAUUGAUGGUUAAAGAUGGAGAGAGGCAGAGGAGGAGGAGGAGGAAGGAGUGUGGGGGGCUCUGGCCUACACAGGAGCAUUUACUCCCAGUCCCAGCAGCAGUAUCAUUAUCCUGCCUCCUCUUCUCAGGCGGGCUGCAUGGAAAUCCAGGAGCUGGCCUCCAAAAGAGUGGACAUCCAAAAAAAGAGAUUUUAUCUGGAUGUGAAGCAAAGUUCCCGAGGUCGUUUUCUGAAGAUAGCCGAAGUCUGGAUAGGAAGAGGCAGGCAGGACAAUAUCAGAAAAAGCAAGCUGACUCUUUCUUUAUCAGUAGCUUCUGAGCUGAAGGAUUGCCUGGGUGAUUUCAUAGAACACUAUGCCCAUUUGGGCUUGAAAAGCAGCCAGAGUCACCGGAAUGACCAUGCUAAUGGCAAAGAACAAGAUUCAAGACGGCGGCAACACCAUCAGCUACCGUCACCUCCAGCGUCAGUGGGAUCUGAGGAACAUCUUCACAGCGUCUUAAAAACUGAAUACAUCGAAAGAGACAAUAGGAAGUAUUACCUAGACUUAAAAGAGAAUCAACGUGGACGUUUCUUAAGGAUUAGACAAACCUUGAUUAGAGGACCUGGCAUGAUAGGAUAUUUUGGUCACAGUUUGGGGCAGGAACAGACUAUUGUCCUUCCGGCACAGGGAAUGAUUGAAUUCAGGGAUGCUUUGGUCCAGCUUAUUGAAGAAUAUGGGGAAGGAGACAUAGAAGAAAGGAGGAGUGGAGGUGAUGAUCCUCCUGAACUCCCAGAGGGGACUUCCUUCAGGGUGGACAACAAGAGAUUCUACUUUGAUGUGGGAUCUAACAGGUAUGGUAUUUUUUUGAAGGUAAGUGAAGUGAGGCCUCCAUACCGUAACACCAUAACUGUCCCAUACAAAGCAUGGACAAGAUUUGGGGAAAACUUUAUCAAGUAUGAAGAGGAGAUGAGGAGAAUUUACAACGGCCAUAAAGAGAAAAGAAUGGAUAUCAGAGGGGACAGUGGAGAAGAACAAGAGGGUCUUGAUUAGAAUGUUUUUCAACAGGCCAAGAAUCAAAGCAGAGAAAUGCCAGAAGGUACUGAUAUGUAAUGGCUGGAAGAAGUUGCCUUUCUUUUUGUAAGUUCUUCCCUGUUAUUAGAUAAUUCCAAUAUAUAUAACUACAUGGGUCUGGUUUUCAUGGUAAAUUACACCCAGCAACUUCUCUGGUUUCUUACAGGAACAAUUAAUCACCCUGUGAUUCUGAUUCUUAACCUCACAAAAUUAUCAAAUAUGUGUAAUAGCACUAACUGUGUUGUAAACUUUAACGAAUACGUAUAAGGUUUGUGUUGCAGUGUAACAUGAUGCAACUAAGCCAGGUGGAAUUAAUAUCUUGUAAUAGUAACCAAGAGCAUUUAUGACCAAAACUGAUCUUUAAAUUUUAAAUGAUUGUAUUGGGAAAGGUAUAUUUAAGUAAAUCUGCUGGUUACUUUAUGGUAAAUACAUUUUUAGGGGAGGAGGAAUUGGUCUUCUCUGUUAUAUUGGCCAGUGAUUAAUUUCAUGGGUACCUAACCAUAUGAUAACCCAGUAAUUUAAGUGACCCCCCAAAGAUAUAUCUAUGUUUAAUGUUGAUCAUAAACCAUCCCUUCUGUACGGAUUGUUGACAUCUUGUGAGGAGAGCUUAUUUAAAUAGCAUUACAAAAUUUCAAAACUAUUUUUAUAUUUGUGGGGUUAAGUGGUUCUAACAAGUUGCUGUCAUGUGGGACUUCGGUAGAUGAAUUAUGGUUGGGAUUAAAAUUCUAAGCAGGGAGGUUAAAUGUCUACAAUGUGGAAAAAUAUUAGAAUGAUUUCUGAUUUUAUCUUCAAAAAAAUACUUUGAGUGAUUUUGGUGCAUCAGUUGGUAUCAAGCAGAUCAGAUUUCACAUUGGUGCAAUUGAAGUUUUCAGUAAUAGCUAUCAAUUCUUAUUUUGAAAUCUUGGCUCUUAAACAUUUAUUCCAAAUUAUAAUCUGCAUUUUUCUUUUAAAACAUUAACCCAUGUAUCUCCAGAUUAAUCUGUAAAAGUGCAUUUUAUAGAUGAGUGUUUCAAUCAAAAGUUGCAUUUUGACAUUUAAAAAAUAUCAAGAAAAUAGCUAGAGAAGCUUGUGCAAGUUAGCCAGUGGUUAGGAGAUUUAUCAUGAAAAAGAAAUGUAAUAUGCAUUUUGUUUGCUUGGCAAAAACGAUUAAGAGUUCAACUCUGUCUAUAUUUAAAUGGGAAUAAAACCAACUGAAUACAGUGAAACUAAGUACACUAUAGCAUCGACAUGGCUAGGAUUGCGCUGUAAGUCACAUUUUAAAUUGGAGUUCGAAGUGCCAAAGCAUUUGCUUUUGACCUUGAUACUGUGUACGCUAUUUCUGUGUUUAAACCUGCUAUUUUACAAGUACAUGACUGCAUUUUUUUUCUUUAAGAGAACUAAGUUGGUUGUUUCAGUCUCAGUAUUUAUUUCUUUUUCAUAUCCAGAUGCUCUAAUAGCUAAGCAGCAUGGUUUUCUAGCUUCAAUUGUAUUCUGCUUGGUAUAUCCAUUUCAGUGCCAUUUUAAAUGUAUGCUGUGACCUCCUUUCCCAAGGGUUGUUAGUAAAAGUGGAGACCAUAGCCUUGCAUUUAAUUUGGUGUAAAAAGUGAUCCAAAUACUUUUAUUUAGAAAGAAAAGGAAAAAGGUUGCACCAAAAUCAUCAAAGGAACUUUAGAAAUUGUGCUAUAGUUGUGACAAAGAAAAUUAAUUUCACUGUUUUAGGUGAUUUGCCUAAUAUUUGGAAAUUGGACCUAAUGACUGUUUGGCUGUUUCAGAAAUAACUAAGAAUGUUUAACUUCAAACUAAAAUCUAGUUUUAAUAUUUCAAUUUCUAGUGGUCUGUUGGCCCAGGAUAAGACAUGAAAGAUUCUGAGUAAAUACUAGCAUGGAAGUAUACGUUCUAAGGAAGAAAAUUAGAGACCUGAAUGAAAGGAUUUUAUGUACUGUUGUUGAUUUGAUACCAGAUUUGUAGUGAAUUGUCUAAGUCUAAAUUACCAUUCUGCUGAUUUGCUGAUGCACAUCCCAAUACCUGUAGUAAUAGUAAUGUCCAGUUCUACAACACGGAAUCCAUGAAUGUAUGAAUUCCUGAUGCUCACAUUUUCCCAUCUCUUGCCUUUCUAUUUCCCCUGUUUCAUCAUAUGUAACAGAUUUUAUUUCAAAAUUAAACUUUCAUCAGUUGAUACAUUUUUAUGGGAACUUUACCUUAUCAAAUUUAAUAGAAACAAAUAUACUAAUAUUCAAUUUUUUGUGUUUGAAAAAAUGCAUUUCUUCUGCAGCUUUUUUUUUUAGCAAAUAGGUAAAGUGUAAUCUUUACCACUGCAGUAAAAAUGUAUAUUAGUUAAUACACUGGCCUGUACAAGUUUGCACUACUUUAUCUUGUUUUUUGUAUUGAGCCAGAUAGUCAGCAGUUGCUGUUUAUAUUGCUGUCUUCCCCUGCCCCAAAUUUGUGCAUUCUUGCGCCACUAAAUAAGGUUCAGUUUUCCUCUGUAUAUAGGCACAGCUUGCCAUAUUCUUCAAAUCAACUAAUGUACUUAAACACAGAUGUGAGCAUCUGAGAGGGAUUACACAUGAGCCUUAAAAUUACCACCUACUUACUAUAUAUAUAUAUAUAUAUAUAUAUAUAUAUAUAGUGGAUAUAUUGGUUUUGUCUUAUUAUUGGACAUAGCUGGAUGUGUUUAUAUCUUUAAACCCAAGGAUUAUAUGAUCCAAUUUACAUUGGUAAGAGUUGAAAUGGUGAUUUGGGAAAGAGUUUCUCUUUACAUCUGACAGCACAUGCACUUCUCUGGAAAGUGGCAAUAACAUGUUAAAAGCUUGCAGAAGGAUCUGUUACGGUGUAAGGAAAUAUUCUUUGCAUCCCAAAAAUGCCAUAUCCCUUAAACUUGAGAAAAACACAAGCUUAUUUGCACUAAAAAAGCGUGGCCAAAAACAAUUCUAGGAGGGCAGGGUGGACAUAAAUCAAUUUGUACCUCUUGAAUUAUUUGUUCUCUUGAGAGAAUUUUACGUUAAAGCCCUGACCUCUCUUUUAAAACUGUAUGGUCCAGACAGAAAGUCUGUCAGUUUUGUGAUUUCAUAAUGAUGCACUUUAUAUUUUAAAAAUAAUAGAAGCACAUUCCUGAUACUGGUCUGGUACAGUGUGUUUCAGUAUAGUAUAAAAUGAUCUUCUGCAUGCAUGUCUGUCAGUGAUUUGUUAUAAGGACUAGAUCAAAUUACAUGGGCAUGAUGAAGAAGAAUAGGCACUACAUUAAAACCGAUUAUGAGCUAUCAAGGGCAUGUAUUUUUUUAGAAUUGUUGGGUCCUGCUCUCUCUGGAUUUACAUAACCAACAUUCCUGAAACUCAAAUACUUCAACAUAUUUUUAAGGAUUCCUGCAACCUAUGCAGAUACUGGUUAAAUAACUCUGUCAUAUCUUUUGCAAUGUUGCUGCAUAAUCCUCCUCCUAAAAUGAUUAUUUUAGGGGUCUAGAUUUUUGUGGCAGCUAGGCAAGUUGGUAGGAAGCAAUGUGUAUGACUUUAUUUCAUGGAAUGUAGCCUUCCCCCCCACAAAGCAUAACUUAAAAGACUGUUAUGACAGACUGUUAUUAUAAGAAAGUUCCGUAGUAUAAAUACAAUUAUCAGAAAAUGAAAAAUUUGCAGAAGGACUGUCUUCAGACUUGUGUUUGAAAGUAUGGGAAGCAAAUACAUCAGUGCUUGAUAGAUACUAUUUCACAUUAAUAAAGUACACAAUUGUUCCUAG
Molecule: messenger RNA, 4864 nt
Organism: Candoia aspera
Lineage: Eukaryota; Metazoa; Chordata; Lepidosauria; Squamata; Candoiidae
Gene: PURG
Product: purine rich element binding protein G
Exons: 2
Coding region: 124-1137 (337 amino acids)
Biological process (GO): regulation of transcription by RNA polymerase II
Cellular component (GO): nucleus
Molecular function (GO): RNA polymerase II transcription regulatory region sequence-specific DNA binding; DNA-binding transcription factor activity, RNA polymerase II-specific; purine-rich negative regulatory element binding
Source: RefSeq, a predicted model, not a curated record